AUGAUUAUCAACGAAUACCGUGUCAUUAACAACUGUACUGAAAAGGAAUAUCAAAUUGCACAAUUAUAUGCUACUGCCAUGGCUUCCAAGAAUUCCACUGGUGGUGGUGAAGGUGUUGAAGUAUUAAAGAAUGAACCAUAUGAAAAGGGAAAUGAAAAGGGUCAAUAUACACACAAAAUUUAUCGUUUGGCUUCUAAAGUACCUGCUUGGGUACGUGCUAUUGCUCCUUCUGGUGCACUUGAACUUUAUGAAGAGGCUUGGAAUGCUUAUCCUUAUUGUAAAACUGUGUUAAAGAAUGGUUACAUGAAAGAUGCUUUCUCUAUUGUGUACGAAACGCUUCAUGUGGAUGGAUCCCGUGGUGAGCUUGAAAAUGCUCUUAAUAUCAGUAAAGAAGACCUCAAGAAGCGCAAUGUCAUUAUUAUCGAUAUUGCUAACGACAAGAUUGAACCCAAGGAUUAUAAGCCUGAUGAAGAUCCAAAGACUUAUCAUUCUGAAAAGACAGGUCGUGGUCCAUUAACUGAUCCUGACUGGCAAAAGAAGUGUGAACCUGUGAUGACAUGUUAUAAGCUUGUGUAUAUUGAAUUCAAAUGGUUUGGUAUUCAAGGCAAGACUGAAUCCUUCAUUGCAAAGACAAUCCAUACUCUAUUCACUACUUUCCACAGACAACUCUUUUGUUGGACUGACAGAUGGUUUGGAUUGACAAUUGAAGACAUUCGAGAAAUCGAAGAACAAACCAAGAAAGAUUUGGAUGAAAAGAGAAACGUUGGUACUUCUCCUCUUGAAGACAAAUAG
Gilbertella persicaria is the source of this 792-nucleotide messenger RNA. RefSeq lists its product as uncharacterized. Bases 1 to 792 code for a protein of 263 amino acids. Gene Ontology annotation, molecular function: phosphatidylcholine binding; phosphatidylinositol binding; phosphatidylcholine intramembrane carrier activity. Gene Ontology annotation, cellular component: cytoplasm. Gene Ontology annotation, biological process: phospholipid transport. The record is from RefSeq and is a predicted model, not a curated record. NCBI's taxonomy places the organism in Eukaryota, Fungi, Mucoromycota, Mucoromycetes, Mucorales, Choanephoraceae. The transcript has 6 exons.